This is a messenger RNA of Symbiodinium sp. CCMP2592, 4572 nucleotides long. The record is from the annotation of a GenBank genome assembly. Lineage: Eukaryota; Dinophyceae; Suessiales; Symbiodiniaceae.
AUGGAUCUUGAUUGGCCACCCCUCCAAGGGGAGCUAAUGACGAAGCUGAAAUCAUGCUUUACAAGCCCCCGGCAGCUGCACUACGAUUUUGACGAUGACAGAGGUGCGCGCAGAUUGGUGGAGAUACUGUUGCCAGGGAUGGGGGCAAGUAAUCUUCAGCUUGCAGUCGAUCAGCUUGUCAAAUGGCACAAGGAAGGUGCAGGCGUCGUGGCACACGCCAAGAGAGUAGCGAGAGCGGGUUUGAUGGAGAGUUUGGUGGGGCAGCAUACCGUUUCUGCUUCGGCCACAUCUGAAGCAUUCGAUAGACUUGCACACAGCAACCCUCUUUCGCUGCUGCCUGCAAUUGAAAGGGCCAGAAAGGCCAGGGAGAAUAGUGUGGACCCAUCAAAGAGGGCGGCUGAGGAGAAGGCCGCCAAAGCAAAGUACGCCAUGCUCUUGUAUAAUAUCCUGGUUGAAGCGAAGACACCAAUAGUGGAGAUCUUGAAAGAAGUCGCUGAUCCCGAAGAGGCAUGUGUGCGUAUCUUUGGGACGAGACGGUCAAAGACUCUUAGGAAUCGUUAUCAUUCUUGGAACAAGUUCGGGAGAUGGCUGGAGGUUUCGAAGGGCCGCGUCUGGCCAGCCGGGCUGCAAGACCUUUUGGAUUAUGCUACUGAAGCUGUCAAGGAGGGUGCAGGAAAGACGACCAUAGAUGCUUUUGCGGCAGCGCUUUCUGUUCUGGAACAGGUCGGACGCGUCGGGGAAGGUGAUAUGCUGUCUAGGGAUCCUACAUGGGUGUCGUACAGCAAGAAUGUCACUGCCGAGCUGGUGGAAAAGGGGCCAGUGCUGCAUCAGGCGGCGCAGCCUACUGUAGCUAUGGCGCUUUCACUUGAGCUGUACGUGUUUGACGAAGAUAGAGUGAGAUACGCAAGAGCGAUGGCUUUUGUUGCACUGCUGAUGCUUUGGGGAAGCAUGAGGUCAGAUGAUGUUCAGUGCAUGAGGCCAGAGAGCAUGCGGCUCACGAUAGAGGGUCUUUCUUGCAAACUUUGGAAGACCAAGACGACGGGUCCAGAUCGGAGGAUCAACAUGGUGCCUCUCUUCAUAUCCCGCAAGGCCAGUUUCUCUGGUUUGGAUUGGUUGAAAAAGGGACAUCAGAUUUGGUCAGAGAUUGAAUACAAGAGGGAUUUCUUGGUUUUGCAAGCUUCAGACGAUUGGGAAACGUGUGGCAACAAAGGGGUGGAUGCCUCUGCUGUGUCACUCUAUGUGCGCAAGAUCUACAAGGAGCUUUGUGUUCCACGCUGGGCCGAGGGCCGCUGGAUACAGAACAAAGAGCGUCUUUUGCUUCCGGGAGAUUGCGCAUUACAUUUCUCUGGGCACUCUGCAAGAAACUUCCUCACCUCGAUUGCUGCUGCCAUCAGGGUACCUAAGGACGACAGGGACUUCCUCGGCCGCUGGAAGGUCGGUGGAGGGGGUUCGGCUGACUACACGAGGACAGCUCGGCAGAUAGUACAUCGCAUCCAGGAGCAGGUGACUGAGGUUGUUCUGCUUGGGAGAGAACGAGGCUACGUGGAGGCUGAUGCACUAGAUGCAUUACAAAGCUUCGCAGAGGAGAGAGGCGAGAUUGGUGCGGUGAUCAGGGCAAGGCACGAACGGGCGACCAAGGUUGGGGGGAACCCCCGGCUUGGCGGGCGCUACCCGCCUCUCUACAUGCAGAGCAUCCCUGGGCCACACGUGAUCGCAGAGGAGGCGGAUGAGGACCAGCGUGAGUCGGCAGCCGCUCCUAAGGAAGAGGCCAAGUAUUUCAUUAGUGUCAGCAAGAAGACAGGGCGCCGCUUGCCCAGACCAGGGAUGGCAGUGACUGAAGCAGAGAUGCGUGAGAGAGUCAGCGGAGUCGAUGCUGACUUGCAAUAUGUUUUGCAGGAGGCCGGGGCUUCCCUCGCCACACAAUAUGCCGUGUGCAACGUGCAUACCACGCUUCGCAGAUUCCAGGCUAUCGCCGAUGAUCGUGCUGGUUCGCGCACGGCUGCGAACACAGACUUUGGAGUGCCAGCGGACACCCCAGCAGGGCGCCAGCAGACGGCUGCCAUAGUGGCAGCGUGGGAACUCGCUAAAGAGAUUAGCUCGAAAGAAAUAGAACUCCGUGCAGAGGCCCGUGCGCUCAAUCAGCCCAGGAUUUUGCAGACCCAAGAAAGGCAGGCAAUGAUGCGUGCGGUUUCGGCCGCUUAUGGCAAGCUUAACGAGGCUGAGACACCAAGCGCUGAGUACUUGGCAUUGAAAGCAGAAGAGACAGAGCAGAAUGAGCCAACAGCAGCCCAGCUUGACACCAUCACGUCGAAGCGAGGCUGCUUUGUGCUUGAGAGCCCUGAGGACCUGGGUGCCACCAAGGAUGGUGAGCGGCUUCAGCUCCCGCCAUACAGCUUGUGGCCCACCUUUGAUGCUCAGGGCUUGACAGGCCUGAGGAAGGCAUGCCACGACUUCCCGCUGGCCACCAAGUGCUUGGUCCGUUUUGUUCGGAGUGUGCGUCCUUUCCAUCCUUUCAGCACCAUCAGCAUCUACGACAAUGUGUGCACUGCCCUCCACAAGGACAGCCGUAAUGCUUGCUGCGAGAACUUGAUAAUCCCUCUUACCCAGUUUUCCGGGGGCGAGUUGUGGCUGCAACAAGACAAUGGUGCUAUACCACAGACCUUUGGAGGCUCUGAAGUGUUUGGGACGGCCAUGCCGAUUCCCCACGAAGGCCUCUGCUUCGAUGCCCGUGGCAUCUUGCAUUGCACCAUGCCUUGGAAGGGCCGCCGACUGAUUGUCGUUGCAUUCACGGUGUCGAAGACUGAGGAGCUGAAGCAACCGGACCUUGGAUGCCGGGGAACUGUCAUGUCAUCAACGGAGAGUUUGGAAUCGGACCCGCCGGCUGGUGGAGUGGACCAGCAAGCAGAUGAUGUCUUCAGACCAGAGCUUUGUGGCAACUUCGGAAAUCCCUUGAUGCUGGAGUGGGACGGGAGAGAGUCGCCUAUCACUCACGGCUAUGGUCUUUGUUCUCCAACGCGUUGGCAUCCUGCCUCCCGUGGAGCAUCGCUACCAAAGCAAUCAAAGGACCUGUCAAGACGCUUGAAUGGCUUGGUGCAGCAGUUUGUCGCAGAGCAGGUGCCAGACUGCCAAUUGUUAGCACUCAAGUUGGCCACCGGGCAGAUUCUGGAAUCGCCUUUCGAUGAAGGUGCGAUGCGACGCCUUCGCGAGGACUGGGCUGCACUUGUAUGUGAGACUGACGGAGCCAAACACGAAGGUUUGCUGGAAGCUGCCUUUGGAAUCUCAGCUGACGUUAGUGAAUGGUUCUAUCAACUUUGCUUCGUGGACGACAUCCACGGUGUGUUCACUGGAGCACAGAAGUUCCGAAAUCUGGUGAUGACAGACGCAAAGUGUGCCGACGGAUUCGUCGUGUUGGCCGAUUGGGAGUUAAGUGAUGACACUAAGACUUCUAAGUGGUUUUCGCUGCGCUUGACACCGGGUGAUGCACCGUACUUGUUUGAUCAGGAGGGAAAAUCACAAUGGGCAUCAGGCUCAGCAGAACUGCUAGCAACAUUGGCGGCUCUUCACAUUUUCGGAUACUUGACAGCCUCUGUGGACAGAAAGGAAUUGGACAUUGAGUGCGCUGCGGACACAGACAAUCAGGGCAACUCGAGAUUGCUCAAGAAGGGGUCAUCAACAAAGUGGCCACUCAUGUUGAUCAACAUGCAGUUGUCUGACUUGCUUCUUCGCUCUUCAGUGAAGCUCCUCCUACGGUGGAGGCCGCGCGAUGAGAAUCAGUACGCAGACCAACUUACCAACGAGAUUUUCACCAACUUCUCGGACGAACAUCGCAUUGCAUGCACAUACUCGGAUUUGCCCCUUUCGCUUCUGCAACAGUUUUGGGAGACCAAAGAAAGCUUCGACUCAGCACGAAGGGCUCCGGCCGUGCUGCAACAGGAUGCCUCGGGGCAUCGACAGACACGUGCUCCUGCCCUUGCAGUCGGUGCACAAAGCGCGCCCGGGCCUGCCCCCUCCAGCCUUGCCGCCGGCAGUACGCCCGGCCCCGCCUUUCUCAGUCCACAGCCUUAUCAGAGCCCGGUCCUUGCAAGUGCCGCUUCCUUCGAUUCUGCCCAGGCGCGCGGUUUCCGCCUGCCCUCAGCAAAGGUGGCCUCCACCAACCGCCGGGGCCUCGACCCAGCUGGCGUGCCAGCCUUCUGGGACUCAGCCACCCAGUCAGUCAGCCUUUCACACGGCCACCGCCAAGAAGCCUUCGCUACGUCACCAUGCAGGAAAGGCCAGCAGGCCUCUAGAAAAGCCAAGGCCCUGGAACAGUGGAAGGAGCUACUCUGGCUCCUCGGGGACUCGGCAGACUUGUACCGUAGCCUUCAAGAGGCCAAGUAUUCCCAGCAGCUACUUACUCAGAGUAAACUGCCCUUUACUGCCGGCACACUGGAAACCUACUUGUCAGCCUGCAGACAGUUUGUGGAGUACCUCAUUCUCAACAGCCUCGACAUCAGUUCUAUCUCCGUGGCUAGCCUAGGAGACCUGCUAUGGGCAUGCCACUGCAGCCUGGAAGCACCGGCCCUGAGCCUAUGA